GGUGGCAUGACUGGCAGCACUGCUGGGCUGCACUGGUGGGUGGCACUGGUGGGCAGCACUGGUGGGUGGGCACAGGUGGGUGGCACUGGUGGGCACAGGUGGGUGGGCAAGUGGGUGGCACUGCUGGGCACAGGUAGGUGGCACUUCUGGGCACAGGUGUUGUGUGACACUGCAGAGUGGCACAGGUGGGUGCACUGCUGGGGCACAACUGGUGGGUGAUCUGCUGGGCACAGGUGGGCACAGGUGGGGCAGAGCUAUGUGGGCGCACUGCUGGGCACAGGUGGGUGAUCUGCUGGGCACAGGUGGGGCGGAACUUGCGGGUUGGCACUGCUGGG
Molecule: messenger RNA, 335 nt
Organism: Staurois parvus
Lineage: Eukaryota; Metazoa; Chordata; Amphibia; Anura; Ranidae
Source: the annotation of a GenBank genome assembly